Molecule: messenger RNA, 1510 nt
Organism: Psammomys obesus (fat sand rat)
Lineage: Eukaryota; Metazoa; Chordata; Mammalia; Rodentia; Muridae
Gene: Tfam
Product: transcription factor A, mitochondrial
Exons: 7
Coding region: 114-848 (244 amino acids)
Molecular function (GO): transcription cis-regulatory region binding
Source: RefSeq, a predicted model, not a curated record
GUGGCGGGCAUGAUAACAAACCUCGGGAGUUCCCACGCGGGGAGUGCCUCGUGGUGCGUGUGACGACGGCUCUUCACGGGCGGCGCCGGUCCAUUGCCUGGUCGGCCCGACCGAUGGCGCUGCUCCGGGGAAUGUGGGGCGCCCUAAGGGCGCUCGGGCGCUCGGGAGCCGAGAUGUGCACGGGCUGCGGGAUCAACUUGCGCUCGCCUGUCAGCCUUGUUUGUAUAUCUAAAUGCUUUUCAUCCAACUUCAGUAAUUAUCCAAAGAAACCUAUGAGUUCAUACCUUCGGUUUUCUACGGAACAGCUACCCAGAUUUAAAGCUCAAUACCCAGAUGCAAGACUUAUAGACUUAGUUAGAAAAAUUGCAGCUGUGUGGAGGGACCUACCAGAAGAAGAAAGAAAGGUAUAUGAAACAGAUUUUAAGGCAGAGUGGGAAAAGUACAAAGAAGCUAUGACCAGGUUUAAAGAACAGCUAUCACCAAGUCAGUUGAAGCUGUUGGAGAAAGAACUCAAGCAAAAACGUUUGAGAAAGAAAGCGAUACUAAGGAAGAAAGAAUUAACUAUGCUUGGAAAACCAAAAAGACCUCGAUCAGCAUACAACAUUUAUGUAGCUGAAAGCUUUUCAGAGGCUAAAGAUGACUCAGUUCAGGAAAAAAUGAAGAGUAUAAAUCAGACUUGGAAAAAUAUGUCUAGUGAAGAAAAGCAGGCAUAUUUUCAGCUUGCUAAAGAUGAUAAAAUUCGUUAUAAUAAUGAAAUGAAGUCUUGGGAAGACCAAAUGGCUGAAGUUGGACGAAGUGAUCUCAUCCGUCUAAGUGUGAAACGAUCAGGAAAUAACACGGCGAAUUAAGAGAGAAGAUGGGGUUGUCUUCGUAAUUAGGCAUAAGAAACUGACUAGGCCUCAACACCUUAAGUUGUCAAAUUAGCAAGGAUAAAGGUGGUUAACAUUUGAUAGUCAGCUCCUUAUUUUGUAUCCCAUGGACUUCAGCCUGUUGAGCACAUUUCUGUUAGUAUUUCAAGCCCUGACAGAGGAAGAUCAUGCCGCACUCUGCCUUUUGCGUAAGAACGGGAGUUGAGACUGUCCCUGCAUCUAAGUGUAGUGGUGACUCACUGCGUGUGAUAGAGGUAGAAAGGACUGUGAGUGACUUACACUGGUGACAGUUGCCUGUGGUUCUGUGAAAUUUUCACAUUGAUGACACAUUACAUGUGAGUGUGCCCCCUUGUGUCCUAGGGCCAGAGCUGCUUUCACAGGUGUGACAGAGCUGUGAAGUAACUGCAUUUUCAAAGAAGAUUCUAGUCUUAUUAGAUGAAGUGAUUUCUAGGCAUAAAUCAUGUAUAGAUUUGAUGUUUGUGUAUAUAUAAGUGAUUGUUGAUGUCAUGAUAGCAUUUUUUAAAUAGGAACAAAAGAUAUUUACAAAUCUUUUUCUUUUUCCUAAAGUAAAAACUAAGAAAUUAUGUACCAAGUCUAUGCAUAUUGUUUUCAUUGCAUAGAAUAAAAACUAAUUUUCCAAA